CAGCUGGCAAUUAAUUAUUGGGUCAACCUACAGGGACAUGGGGUGUCUCAUCCUGCGAAAGGGAUUUUACAGGCAUGCUGGGAACAUGAGCGAAGACAGAAUACAAGUUUUGGGUGGGUGGGUAAAACCCAGGCGAAGGAGAUGGGACUGUAUGGAAGGGAGUUUAGUCCAACGGUAGCUCUUCCUGUAAAUCCACCGUGGCUACUCCCGCCUACAGCAGUUGAUCUAGAAGUAUUGGAGAGACUACAGAAAGAUAGGGAGGGUGUUGAUCCAUCUGAAUUGUUUAAGAGAUGUCUGGAUACUGUGUUUCAGGAUUUUGUGGCCAUUUACACAGAUGGUUUGAAAGAUCCAAGGACAGGACGUACUGGGUCAGCAUUUGUAGAGCAGGAAUGUGGGGUGUCAGUCAGGAAACGUAUUACAGAUGAUCUGUCUGUAUAUACAGCUUAGAUGAUGGCCAUACUAUUGGCCUUACAGUGGGUGGAGGAAGUCAAGCCAGACAGAGAAGUUAUUUGCUCUGAUUCAUGUGCAGUGUUAAUGAGUCUCCAGUCCUUUAGGUCAUGUGGCAGACAAGACCUGCUUUAUGAGGUGCUACAAAUCCAUGGUAGGAUUAGACAGAUGGGUAUACAGAUAAGAUUUACAUGGGUCCCAGCACAUGUGAUGGUGGAGGGGAAUGAGACUGUUGAUGUACUGACUCAACAAGCACAUAGUAGGUGGGUUGUUGAUGUUGUAGCUUCAAUGAACAAGGUAGAGGCAAAAAGCCGAUAUGGACAGUAAUGAUGCAGAGACGGCAGGAGCAGUGGAAUAGAGAUACUAAGGGUGGGCAUUUACUUCAAGUACAGAGGAAAGUCGCGGAGGUGAGGACGGCAGGAAGGAACAGAAGAAAGGAGGCUAUUUUUUUCAAGAUUAAGGGUGGGACACAGCCGGUUGAAUAAAACGUUAAAUGUGAUAGGAAAGCAUCCAACAGGAAAGUGUGAUUAUUACCAGGAAACAGAGACCAUGGAGCAUGUACUACAGUGUGGGCAGUAUCAGAGGGGGAAAAAGAGUCUGAGCUAGUAUGAGGGAGAAGGGAAUACAUUAAAUUAAUUUAAAUAGUAUAUUGAGUAGAACAUCAUUAGAUAUAGUCUCAAAUAUUUUUGUUAGAUUUUUUAAGAGCAACGGGGCUGACAGGUAGAAUUUAGUUUCUCCCUGUCUUUGGCCAAAACUCUAGUACAGUAGGUGGCGGUAAUGCAGCAUAACGUUGGAUGACAACUGCCGAUAAACCCCACCGAAGAAGAAGAAGACCAAAUUGAUAACAUACCCGUUGCUGAUCAGAUGGAAUAUCUUUGAUUUCACAGUAGUACACACUGAUGUUUGCCAAUAAUGAACAAAUAAGGGUGGUUGAUGACUAACCCAUGAGAUCUUUCAGUGAUCACAGGGUCACUCAACUCUGUGAGACCUUCAACAGACAAUCCAUCUACUCACACAAACCAACAUGACCUCCGAGCAGGCCAGCACCCUGCCUGCAUUCAAGGGCCCCGGCGACCCCAGUCCGGGCUACUUCUCCUGGGGUCUUCGCUUCCAGGUCAUCGGCCUGGGCUUUGCCUUCUACACCGCUGUGUUCGUCCUCUCCCACCUGGUGUCCAUGGCUCUCUCCCAGACCUACCGCUCUCUGCUGGCUAAGGAGAAGGUGUUCUGGAACCUAGCGGCCACACGGGCCGCGUUCGGCCUCCAGAGCACGGUGGCGGGCCUACGGGCGCUGACCGAGGAGUCGGCCGUGUCCAGGGACAGGGUCAGAGGUCAGGAGGACUGGUCUUGGUUCACUGUGCUCACAGCCACAGGCUUCUUUCUGUUUGAGAAUGUGGCGCUGCAUGCCUCCAGUGUGGUGUUCAGGGCUUUCGACCUUCCCCUGGCCGCCCAUCAUUUCUUUGCCCUGUCAGGGUUUGCUGGGGCGGUGGUCUGGGACUCACUAGGACAUUACCUGCCCAUGGUCACUCUACUACUGGAGAUGAGCACACCCUUCACCUGCAUCUCCUGGAUGUUACUAAAGGCUGGCUGGGCGAGGACCCUCUUCUGGAAGGCCAACCAGUGGGUGAUGAUCCACAUGUUCCACUGCCGCAUGGUGCUCACGUACUACAUGUGGUGGGUGAGCUGGAGUCACUGGGGGGAGAUGAACAUGUACGUGGCUCUGCCCCAGCGUAUCCUCUUCUACACCGGCCUGGCCCUGCUCACAGUGAUCAUCAACCCCAUCUGGACGCACAAGAAGACCAUGCAGCUCCUCAACCCUGUCGACUGGAACUUCAGCAAUAAGCCGACGCCCAAUGGCCCCAGUAGGGAGCAGAAGGGGAGAACUCAUGAGAGAUAAACAAGCCAAGAACUGUGAACCUGUUUGGAGAGUUAUGGGGCUCUUUUACUAUACUUUUAAAGGAGAGGAAGGGUGACUAAUUUCUCACAAACUCUUCAGCUUUUAGUGCUUGAGAUGUUUUGAAGAGUUCAAGUUGAACUAAACUACUGUUUUUUUAAAGGUUCUCAGUAAAGGUUUGAGGUCUGCUGUGUCUCUACAAGAUGUGGAUGAAAGGACCUCUUGCUCUUGGACUUUAGAACCUAGCUGGGUUCUGAAAGGAGAUGUCACUGACGACAAGAAAUCAUCUCACAGUAUUAUUGUCUUUGGUUAUAAUUCGCUGUUUUGGUUAGUGUUUUAUUACGAAGGAGUGCAGAUGAACAGGGAGAAAGGUAUAUUAUUGUUCUGUUUACUUUGUUCAGCUUCCAGCAUGAAGGUGUGAAUGUGUUAGUUAACCUCUCUGGAAUGGGGUGUUGGCUGGUUUGAAGUACCCUGAGGCACCAGUGGUGUUUGCACUUAUAGGCACAGUGUGUAGUCACUCAAUCUCUGUGCUGAGUACAGACAGGUCCAUGAGGCAGCAGAUUUACUGGCUGAGAACAAACCCAGUGACAGACUGGAGACUGGGUCAUUGAAUCCGGCAGAUCGCACGUCAUUGGAAGGCAAGAAACUUUUUUCUGUAUCGUACAAAACACUUCCUGACUUACAUUGCAGUCUAAUCUCAAGCAUGCCGGUAGUGUUGCAUGCUCCAAUGGAAUCUUUAUCAAUUCAUCUCAUCAUGUAGAAAUGGUUCCUGUGCUCUGUGGCUGUCAGUGUAGUAUCUUUGAAAGUGGGGUUGACUUGACGCACGUAGACUGUAAUACUAAGGCAGUGGAUGGACGCUAAGGGAGCUACCAGAAGCAUUACUGUUUUCAGGAGCAACUGUAGGGAGUAGUCUAAUAACAAGCACCACCGUGCCAAACAGACGGUCAUGUUGCUUCGCUUUGUAACUAGUCUCUACCACUGAUCUGCCUGAAAAUGAAGUUAGGGUUUAGUACUUUAUGGGUAAUCUUUUUAGUCUCCUUUAUGUUACCUAUCUCAUUGGACCUUCUGUAUGCCUGCAAAUUAGUCUUUAGUGGACAAUUAAAUCAGGUUCAUUUAAGAGUCAUGUGAGACGUGUGAGACGGAGUGAGUGUGAGACGUGUGAGACUGAGUGAGUGUGAGACAUGUGACGGAGUGAGUGUGAGACGUGUGAGACGGAGUGAGUGUGAGACGGAGUGAGUGUGAGACGUGUGAGACGGAGUGAGUGUGAGACGUGUGAGACGGAGUGAGUGUGAGACGUGUGAGACGUGAGUGUGAGACGUGUGAGACGGAGUGAGUGUGAGACGUGUGAGACGGAGUGAGUGUGAGAUGUGUGAGACGGAGUGAGUGAGUUUGAACCCUUAUCCUGGUCAUUUGUGUACAAAUGUGUAUUUCAUGAAUAUUCUCAUGGAAAACUCAGUCCUGCAGUCUAGCAUUGAGUUCUUUGGAGUAAACUCACCCACAUUGAGCUGCUUCCAGACCGCCCUACUUAUCUCACAAAGGCUCUUUUGUUUAAAAGUAUAUAUUUUUUUACAAAUCGGUAUUACGUUAGUCACAGAUCCUAGAACUAAGGCCCCCUAUAGGUUGUAAAUGAUAAGGUAUGACAAGCAAUUCACAUGGGAAAACCUCAACAACAUCCAUGACAUUAUUUGAAGUCUUAAUAGCUGACGUAAGAGACUGACAGCCAAGACGGUAAAGCCCACACUGAGAAAAAGGGGCCAUAGGUAUUUAUUUUAUAUAUUUUUACAAAAUAUUAUUCAAAUUGAUGCAGGACUGAGGGCCUUUUAUAAACAUAAUUAAUCUUAACUUUACUAGUUUGCCUAAUAUUUUGAAUUCAGGAUUUAUUAUUACCGUUAUGAAUGAAGUCAAAUCAAAUGUAAUUAUAUAGCCCUUCGUACAUCAGUUGAUAACUCAAAGUGCUGUACAGAAACCCAGCCUAAAACCCCAAACAGCAAGCAAUGCAGGUGUAGAAGCACGGUGGCUAGGAAAAAUUCCCUAGAAAGGCCAAAACCUAGGAAGAAACCUAGAGAGGAACCAGGCUAUGUGGGGUGGCCAGUCCUCUUCUGGCUGUGCCGGGUGGAGAUUAUAACAGAACAUUGCCAAGAUGUUCAAAUGUUCAUAAAUGACCAGCAUGGUCAAAUAAUAAUAAUCACAGGCCGAACAGUUGAAACUGGAGCAGCAGCACAGCCAGGUGGACUGGGGACAGCAAGGAGUCAUCAUGUCAGGUAGUCCUGAGGCAUGGUCCUAGGGCUCAGGUCCUCCGAGAGAGAGAAAGAAGGAGAGAAUUAGAGAGAGCAUACUUAAAUUCACACAGGACACCGGAUAGGACAGGAGAAGUACUCCAGAUAUAACAAACUGACCCUAGCCCCCCGACACAAACUACUGCAGCAUAAAUACUGGAGGCUGAGACAGAAGGGGUCAGGAGACACUGUGGCCCCAUCCGAUCACACCCCCGGACAGGGCCAAAAAGGAAGGAUAUAACCCCGCUCACUUUGUCAAAGCACAGCCCCCACACCACUAGAGGGAUCUUCAACCACCAACUUACCAUCCUGAGACAAGGCCGAGUAUAGCCCACAAAGAUCUCCGCCCACGGCACAACCCAAGGGGUCUUGUUGUUCGGCCAAAACGUUUGACAGUGGCACUCAUGACACCAUGGUGAUAUGUGGCAUUGGUCCUCCUUAAUGGGAAGAUUACUUGACUUAUCAAGGGUGACAAGUCAUUGUGGCACAGUUCCAUUUGUUUCACUAGUUCUUUCCUCUAGCCUAUGACCUAGACCUUCGGUGUUCUUUAUGGUUUCUAGACCUGACGCAAAUAUGUAUUAUGUUUUUCCAUCCAAUUCCUUUCAACUUCAAUUUAAACUAUUAAAACUUUUCUGAACUUAAA
This is a messenger RNA of Oncorhynchus keta (chum salmon), 5257 nucleotides long. RefSeq names its product protein CLN8-like. The transcript is spliced from 3 exons. The record is from RefSeq and is a predicted model, not a curated record. Gene Ontology annotation, cellular component: membrane; endoplasmic reticulum. Lineage: Eukaryota; Metazoa; Chordata; Actinopteri; Salmoniformes; Salmonidae. The coding region runs from base 1472 to 2341 and encodes 289 amino acids. Gene Ontology annotation, biological process: lipid homeostasis.